AUGGCCGCCAUUAACCCUAAGCUGGCGACGCCCACCCCCUCCAGACCCCUCCCCCAAGAGCCCUUUGUCCUCGGCCCCUACCCCCCACUUUAUGACAACCCUAAGAGAGAGGCAUUCCCAGGCAAGGACCAGGCAGGGGGGGUGAGGUCUCCGAGGGGGGUCGCGGAGAAAACCACCCCAACUCGGACCCACCGGAGUCGCCUUCCCGGUCCUGGGCCCCCACCCUUGUGCCUGCCCAACUUUGGAGACCCCCCUCACUGGCUUCCCGGGCGCACUGCGCCCACCCGGGACCGGAACCCGCAACUUAAAAGGCCAGCCUCCCCCCCGCCUCACCGCGCAGGGCCCGCUCGGGGGGCGCAUGCCCUGCGCCUGGCGUCCGGCCCUGCCCCGGCCGCGCCUGGCCUCCGGCCCGGGCCGCGAGCUGCGCGCUGCUGGCUCCCGGCCGCCGCCGGGUUUGUGCCGCGCGCCGACUCACCGAGCCGCCCGCCGAGUCCGCGUCUACACCCCCAUCCGACCCGAUUGGAUUUUUGGCGUCUGUCUAUACAGAGGUGGAGGGGAACAAUUCACCGUCUUGAUUUCCAAAACAAACAAGCCCGGACAGGGGUGCUGGGCCCCGUGGAAACGACUCAACCCUGUUUUCCGUCACUUGCACCUGGCUCCCGGGUUGCCCUGGCCCUGCAAGCCGGGGUCCACGAAAAUGCGAUUUCAACAACUUUUAAAUUUCUCAUAGACAAGACCGAGGAGACGAAAGUGCCUGCGACCCAGGAAGUUCAUGAUGCGGCUCGCUUGACCCAUUCCGCAUCGGGGAGACGCUGGGCCGGGGUCUGGUGCUGUUAGAACCACACGUGUCGUGUAACCUUGGGGGUUGCCUGAUUUUCCCCGCGUGAUUCUGGGAGAUGCGUCCGAGGGGCCACGUGUCUGCCCCGCGCCCACAACUGUCUGCUGCUGAGUUGUGUCCCAUGGUGUGGGUGGGCGAGUGUGCUUGCCCACACGCGUGUCGUGGACGCCCAAGGUACCGCGUGUCGGCUGCCGCAGGUGAGCUAAGUGUGCGGGUUUUCUGUCCCGGAGCUUUUAUUUCUCUGACGUGAAUACCCCAGAGCCCCCUUCACCUUCUUUUU
Messenger RNA from Felis catus (domestic cat), 1118 nucleotides. RefSeq names its product basic proline-rich protein-like. The record is from RefSeq and is a predicted model, not a curated record. NCBI's taxonomy places the organism in Eukaryota, Metazoa, Chordata, Mammalia, Carnivora, Felidae. The transcript has 5 exons. The coding region runs from base 1 to 837 and encodes 278 amino acids.